AGACCAAGCCACAGGUGGCUAGUUAUUUAGCGGUAGAAAUAGAGGGUCUGUUUGCGUGCUAUUGCAAAGACACAAGUCCAUUUUUUAAAUUAGCGUUAGCAAAAUUAAAAGUCAGAUAAUAUUAUUGAAAGACUGCGGAACGGAACACCGCGGUAUUCUGGGUUCGACUGGUCAGGUCUGAGACAGUUGUUGAAGGCGCACUGUUUGACAGUAAUGAAAGGCGGUACAACUUUCCCCCAGACAACAUUAGCUCUGUAAAGACAACAAAUGCCCACAAUGGCGUCUGUUUUGGAGGAUCCCACCCUAGAGAGACACUUCAAGGGGCAUAAAGAUGCUGUCACCUGUGCAGACUUCAGUCCAAACUGCAAACAACUGGCCUCUGGGUCAGUGGAUAAGACCCUGAUGAUCUGGAAUCUGGCUCCCAAGGCAAGGGCCUUCCGAUUUGUUGGCCACCAAGAUGUCAUCACUGGGGUGCAGUUCUCCCCGCUUGGUAACCUGGUGGCAACGUCCUCCAAGGACAGAACAGUCCGACUGUGGACACCUUCCAUGAAAGGAGAGUCAACAGUGUUCAAAGCUCACACUGCCACCAUCCGCAGCGUCGCUUUCUCCCAGGAUGGCCAGAGACUGGUGACAGCGUCUGAUGACAAGUCGGUCAAAGUGUGGAGCGUGCACCGACAGAGCUUCGUCUAUUCCCUCAACCUGCACACGAACUGGGUGCGCUGUGCCAGGUUUUCUCCAGAUGGGCGGCUCAUAGCUUCCUGUGGGGAUGACCGCUCAGUUCGGCUUUGGGACACAUCUACCAAACACUGCAUCAACUGUUUCACCGACUACGGAGGAUCAGCAACGUUUGUUGAUUUCAACUCUAGCGGCACCUGUAUUGCAUCUGCAGGAGCUGACAGUUCACUGAAAAUCUGGGAUCUACGGACCAACAAGCUGAUUCAGCAUUAUCAGGUGCACAGUGCAGGAAUCAAUAGCUUUUCCUUCCACCCAUCAAACAACUACCUGAUCACUGGUUCAAGUGACAGCACUGUGAAGAUCAUGGACCUGCUGGAGGGACGCCUCAUCUACACCCUCCAUGGACACAAGGGUGCUGUAAUCGCAGUAACCUUUUCCAGGGCUGGAGAGCUCUUUGCUUCGGGGGGAGCUGAUGGUCAGGUGCUGAUGUGGAGGACAAACUUUGACACCAAAUCCUACCAGGAUGUUCUGCAACAGCACAGCCGGCGGUCCACCCCUGAUCCCCCACCUCACCUGUCUGACAUCCACCCUAAAUCACCCCACCUUCAUCACUCACAGUCCACCGCCAUUCAGAUCAGUCCAACAGUGGCAGACACUCAGUCAGCUGAUCCGCAUGUCAUAGAGCUGGGCCAAGCUGUUCACAGCACCAUGCUCUUAAACGGUCGGAUGCACUUGACGCCCACGCGGUCCGCCGCCAACAGUCACCACUCCAACGGCUUGCCGGCGCGCCAUGCCGCCAGUUCAAGAGUGGAAGGACUGAAGGUGGGAAAAAGCGGCGGGAGGGCGGGUUCGACUGCUGGGAGCCAGACGGAGGCUGGCGGGGGAGGAAGAGGAAGGAGAGAGGAAGAAGAAGAGGAGAGAGGGGAGACGCACCCACUGGAAGUUCUCUCCGGUCAUCCAUCGUGUCUGGACUCUACGCUGGGACACAUUGUUCAACAGCUGGAUAUUCUCACGCAGACUGUUUCAGUGUUGGAGGAGCGUCUCACCCUGACUGAGGACAAGCUGAAGGAGUGUCUUCUCCACCAGUCCAAGAUUCUCAAGGACAUGCGAGCAUCCAGAGGGAGGCGGAGGACGGAGAGCGAGGGGACGGAUGGAUCACCUGUCCGUUUCACUUGAGGACGACCCCCCCCCCCCCCCCCCCCUGUGAGACUGCAGCACAAACACAGACUGAAAAGUACUGCUUCACCGAGACUGCUGGACAUGUGUGUAUGAUACUGAAUGUCCACCAUGGUGGUCUUUCUCAGGGGUCAGUGGGUUAAUCAGGAUUUGGCUGGGGGCUGAUGUAACUUUCUGUGUGUGUGUGUGUGUGUGUGUGUGUGUGUGUGUGUGUGUGUGUGUGUGUGUAAUAGCAACAUAUUUUCUCUAUCUUUCUUCACCUCUUAGGAAUAUCCAGCUGUACAGCCAAGCUCUCAUUCCAUUUCUCUGUGUGUGUGUGUGUGUGUGUGUGUGUGUGUGUGUGUGUGUGUGUGUGUUGAUAUGGAUGUUACAUCCAAUCCGGACAGCUGCAGCUAUGGAAACAGACGGUGCUUGUCUGCUGUAUGACCUCUGUGUGUGUGUGUGUGUGUGUGUGUGUGUGUGUGUGUUUACACGUGUGUAUUAGCACGUAAUUUAGGAGUUGGUUGCUUCUGCUGCAUCACUUUUUCGUUGUACUGUUUGCAUCUCUGCAUAAUGCCAUGUGUUUUUAAAACCAGGUUGUGUGUUAAGUAUUGCCUCAAUUACACCUCCUCAUAUAGAUAUAAUUUAUAUGAAUAAAAAAUAUUAUAUUGCUCUAA
Messenger RNA from Seriola aureovittata, 2507 nucleotides. RefSeq names its product POC1 centriolar protein B (gene poc1b). Gene Ontology annotation, cellular component: centriole; ciliary basal body. The record is from RefSeq and is a predicted model, not a curated record. The transcript is spliced from 12 exons. Gene Ontology annotation, molecular function: protein binding. NCBI's taxonomy places the organism in Eukaryota, Metazoa, Chordata, Actinopteri, Carangiformes, Carangidae. Gene Ontology annotation, biological process: cilium assembly. The coding region runs from base 268 to 1851 and encodes 527 amino acids.